Caenorhabditis remanei is the source of this 345-nucleotide messenger RNA. RefSeq lists its product as uncharacterized. The transcript is spliced from 4 exons. Gene Ontology annotation, molecular function: extracellular ligand-gated monoatomic ion channel activity. Gene Ontology annotation, biological process: monoatomic ion transport. NCBI's taxonomy places the organism in Eukaryota, Metazoa, Nematoda, Chromadorea, Rhabditida, Rhabditidae. Bases 1 to 345 code for a protein of 114 amino acids. Gene Ontology annotation, cellular component: membrane. The record is from RefSeq and is a predicted model, not a curated record.
AUGGAGGAAAAUGAUGAACCACUUGGGAGGGGAGCUGCUCCGAAUAAGUACAGAUCAACUCACGGUCAAGCACCAUCUAGACCAGAAAUGACUGAAUCAGAGAACUUUGUGCAAUCAAAUACAGAAUCAGUGUUCAGUUCUGGAGAAACGAGGGAUUUUCUGCAGUUUUUGAGAAGGAUUCAAUAUGAUCAUCGACAAGUACCAGAGAAUGACGAAGGAGAAGCCACCUACGUGGAAGUUUCAGUCGUUGUCAGUAACAUUCGAGCAGUUUCUGAAGUGACAAUGGUGAUGAUACUCCUCUUACUCAGCUUUGAUAAUUCAAGUAUUCCAGGAUUACGCUAUUGA